CUGCUUCAACGUCGUUGAAUUGAACGCGAGCGGGUUCAGGACGGUUCUGACCCGCGUGGGUUUGAGCGGGCUGCUAACCUCGUUUGGUGUGGUAUUAACCAUGCCACGGUGAUACUUGCUACGUUAGCAGGGAGACGUGGAUGAUGCUGAAAGGUUUCCUAGCGUUACCUUCUUGCAGCAAUGGCCUGAGGGACUCUGGACUGAAACCAAGACGCUGAUAUGCAGUGAGGAUGAGUGGAGUAGGUGAAAACCCAUCUGACCCUGCCAGGGCAGAGUCACGAAAACGCAAAGAAUGUUCUGCGGAACUCCUUGGACCCAGUCCAAAGCGGAGCAACGAGAAGCGCAACCGCGAGCACGAGAACAAAUACAUCGAGGAGCUCGCCGAGCUGAUCUUUGCCAACUUAAACGACAUCGACAACUUCAAUGUCAAGCCUGACAAAUGUGCAAUCCUGAAGGAAACUGUGAAGCAGAUCAGACAAAUAAAAGAGCAAGAAAAAGCUGCAGCAGCAAAUGAGGAGGAGGUACAGAAGGCUGAUGUCUCAUCAACAGGCCAAAGUGUGAUUGACAAAGAUGCCUUGGGACCAAUGAUGCUGGAGGCCCUGGACGGCUUCUUCUUUGUGGUGAACAUGGAGGGUAACAUCGUGUUUGUGUCUGAAAACGUGACCCAGUACCUGCGCUACAACCAGGAGGAGCUCAUGAACACCAGCGUCUACAGCGUGCUGCACGUCGGGGAUCAUGCCGAGUUCAUCAAGAACCUGUUGCCCAAAUCCCUCGUGAAUGGCGUCCCAUGGUCCAGCGAGAGUCCGAGGAGGAACAGUCACACAUUCAACUGCCGGAUGCUGGUCAAUCCCCACAGCGACAACCAGGACGAGCUACACGAGCCGCAGCAGCAGAAAUAUGAGACCAUGCAGUGUUUCGCCGUUUCGGAGCCCAAGUCCAUCAAGGAGGAAGGAGACGACUUUCAGUCAUGCCUGAUCUGUGUGGCUCGCAGGAUGCCAAUGAAGGAAAGACCCAUGCAUCCCACGCAUGAGAGCUUCACCACACGCCAAGACCUGCAAGGUAAGAUAACGUCCCUGGAUACCAGUCUGCUGCGGGCGUCCAUGAAGCCGGGCUGGGAGGACCUGGUGAGGCGCUGCAUCCAGAGGUUCCACCUACAGAACGACGGAGAGAUGUCUUUUGCCAAGAGACAUCAGCAGGAAGUGCUCCGCCAAGGCCAGGCAUUCAGCCCCAUCUACCGUUUCUCCCUGUCUGAUGGAACCAUCGUGUCAGCCCACACCAAGAGUAAACUGGUGCGCUCGCCCACUACCAAUGAACCCCAGCUCUACAUGUCCCUGCACAUUCUUCAGAGAGAGCAGACAGUAUGUGGAAUGGCCCAGGACAUGGGUCCUGGCAGUCAGGCCACGGGGAUGGCUCCCAAACCGAUGAAUUCCUCCACGCCCUCCAUGACUCCUCCAACCCCAGGCAGUUUGCCAGGUUCAGGGUCCCAGGGCCAAGACACGACCAUCAGCAGCAACAGUACGCCUUUUUCCUCUCCGGGCCCUGCGGGACCCAGAGAACCAGCAGCCAUGGGGGGCCAUAUGCAGGGCUACCGUUUUGGCUGUCCCCCACCCCAUAACCACACUGGGGGCAUGCAACCGCCACAGCAGGGCCCCAACUGGAGGAUGAACAGUCCCUCUCGCGCUAGCCCCAUCCCAGCCGGUGGACCCCAUCCACCUCAACAGAACUCUAUGCUGUCUCCCAGGCACAGAGGUAGUUCUGGGGGGGCGGGCAGCCCUCGUGUAGCAGGAGGCCUGCACGCACCCUCCCCGGUGGGGAUGUGUGGUGGAGGGCCUGGAGGUGCAGGUAGUAGUAGCACGGCUAGCGCCCAUGCUAACAGCUACACUAGUAGUUCUCUGUCAGCUCUGCAGGCCCUAAGUGAGUGCCACGGUGUAGGACACGGGCAUGGGGCCCCUCAUACACACGCACUAGGGUCCCCUGACCGAAAGAUAGGCUCCCCAGCUGGGGUCACACCAGGGUCAGGGGUGAACACUCAUCUGAUGUCAAAGCUUGGAGGAGGCAGUGGUACUGGUGGUGUGACAGGAGACUCAUUUGGAGAAGUUGGUCAGGGCCACACUCAGGGCCAGACGGAGAGCAACCUAGCUGAGCCCAAGGAGGAGAGGGAAGGGCCCCCUGAGGGCCACGAAGCUCACAAUCGUCUUCAUGACAACAAGGGCCACACCAAGCUCCUGCAACUGCUCACCACCAAGCCAGAGCCUCUGGAGACGCCCCUGUCUCCUGGAGGUGACGGUAAAGACCAGACAGGGGCUGGGGUCCGGGGUGGCCUGAAUGGAGGGAACACUCAUGCCACAUCCCUGAAGGAUAAACACAAGAUCCUCCACCAGCUGCUCCAGAACAGCACAUCUCCAGUAGACCUGGCCAAACUCACUGCAGAGGCCACAGGCAAAGAGACGGGCCAAGACCAAACCCAGGGGGCUGGGAGUACAGCUUCCGGGGCAGAAAUGUCUCUUAAGCAGGAGCCCUUGAGCCCUAAGAAGAAGGACAAUGCUCUACUACGCUACCUACUGGAUAAGGAUGACACUGGACUGAAGGACAAGGUACCUAAACUGGAGCCCGGGGAGGUGAAGGUCGAAGGAGGCAAACACCCUCUUGUGAAGACGGAGAAACAAGACACGGGAUAUGACCGGGCUGAACAGUCGUCGGAGCUGGAUGACAUCCUGAAUGACCUGCAGAAUGCUCAGCCACAGCUCUUCUGUGAGCCGCGGCCCGUUUCGUUGCCCAGUCCCAUGGACAAACAGAACAUCAUCAAUGACAUCCUGCAGAUGUCCGAGACCAAUGCCGCGGCAGCGCAGCAGCAACACAAGGGCAGCGGGACUGGCAUGGGCCCAACCAACUUUGCGGGAAUCCGACCAGGCCAGCCGGGAAGGGGUCUGCCUGUGAGGAGCGUGUCUCUGGACAUGAAUGUGUCCCCCCAGCAGUCUUCAUUACAGUACCCCAUAAGAGCCACAAGCCCAUACACUAUUAUGCAACAGCAAGGCAUGGUGGGAAGUCAUGGCAUGAUGGCUAACCAGGCCGGUAUGGUCAGCUCAGGACUGAUGGCUCCAGGGGGUCCACGUCCGGGCAUGCAGCAGCAGCAGCAGGAGGGCUGGGUGGGUUCAGCCUCUGCGCCUCCUCUGGGAGCGUCAGGCCCUGGGCAGCCAGUUCCCAUGCAAGCCAGGAUGGGGCCGAACGGUGCCCCGAUGAGGCCCAACAGCCAGCCAGGGCCCCGACCGAUGCUCCAGUCCCCAAUGAUGGCCAGUGCCCAACCUGAUAUGGAUAUUGGUACGGUCAGCCACCAUUUCCCCCAACAACAGGCUCCACCCAACCAGACAGCCCCCUGGCCGGACAACAUGAUGCCCAUCGACCAGACAGCUUUUGUUAACCAGACCAGGCCAGUGCACCCUGCGCAACAGGAUGAGUUGCUGUGUAGUACGGGUCACGGCUCUGGUGAUGGCAGUGCAGUAGACGAGGGGGCCCUGAUGUCCCAGCUGUACACUGCACUCAAAGAUUUUGAUGGCCUUGAGGAGAUCGAUCGUGCUCUCGGGAUCCCUGGUCUGGUAGAACAGAAUCAAUCAAUGGAGCCGGACCAGUUCACUCAGGACCCCUCCAUGUUAAUAGACCAAAAGCCCCCGAUGUACACCCAGCAAUUUGGUCCCCCACCACCCCACAUGGCCCAAAGGGGCUACCCAGGUGCCCCCAUGCAAGAUCAAGGCUUCCACCCCAUGUCUAACCAGAUAGGUCCACGCCCGGGUUACCCCAUGAUGAGGAUGCAGACCCGGCCCGGUCUUAGGCCUACUGGGGUGGUCCCCAACCAGCCCAACGCACUACGACUACAGCUCCAGCACCGGCUACAGUCACAGCAGAACCGUCAGCCAAUGAUGAGUCAGAUGAGUGGUGUGUCAAAUGUGAACCUUCCUCUUAGAGCCAGUGCGCCAAACCAGGGGACCAUCAAUGCUCAGAUGUUGGCCCAGCGCCAGCGGGAGCUGUUGAGUAAUCACCUGAGACAGAGGCAGCAGCAGCAGGCCCAGCAGGUUCAGCAGCAGAGGAGCAUGGCCAUGAGGGCCCAGGGUCUCAACCUGCCUCCCAACAUGGCUGGCGGAGGCAUGAGUAACCCCCGGAUCCCCCAGGCCAACCCUCAGCAGUUCCCCUAUCCGCCCAGCUACGGUACCAGUACAGGCCUGGCCUCGCCACCUCCCCCUACCAGCCCUUUCUCCUCUCCUCUCUCCCCCAGCCUGCCCUCUCCCCCCCCCAACCCUCAGCUCCACAUGCAUGGCACCUCCUCCUCCUCCUCUUCCUCCACCUCCUCCUCCUCACAGAUGAUGAUUGGAAACACAAACAUGAUGGGCGGACAGUACGGGGCCGUACUCAGCCCCCAAAUGCAGCACAGUGCCUUUCAGUUUCCCAACUCAGGUAUGAGCCAACAGGCAGACGGAGGCUUUGGAGGUCCGGGCACACCGCAGAGCCCCCUGCUGUCUCCCCGCAUGGCCCACACACAGUCCCCGAUGAUGCAGCAGAGCCAAGGAAACGCUGCUUUCCAGGGCUCCCCUGAUAUGAACGGCUGGCCACAAGGAAACAUAGGAGGCAACAGUAUGUUCUCGCAGCAGCAGGCAUCGCCGCAGUUCACCCAGCAGAGUAACAGCAACAUGUACAACGGAAAUGGCAUAAACCUCAACAACGUCUCCAUGGCCAGCAACGUGGCAACCAGCAGCAUGAGCCAGAUGGCGGGACAGAUGAGUGUCACGUCCAUGGCCUCAGGGCCCUCUCCCAGCUUGCCCUCCAUGGGGCAAGAACAGAAAUACUGUUGACCCUCAAGGAGUUCUGACCCUGAACCUCACUGAUCAGCUGGAGCAAGGAGUGCGUCGGCCCUUUAAGAAAUUGUACAAACAUGUAACCAACCGAUUGCCCCUUGAACCAGCCAGGCGGUGCCCUGACCUUGCCUCCCCAGCCCAUGAUGGCCGUCUGUCCUAUCUGGGCCCCUCCGGCUGCCCCGGAGGAGCCCAGAUAGGACAGACAAGCAGAGAGAAGAGGGCUGGGGAAGGAUGCCGGACUCGGUCCAACAUGCCUCGCCCUCCUGGAGGAGAGCGGGUGAUGAGCCAGUCUGUCCGCCUGUCCAGCUGCAUUCACCGUAGUGUGACUUACUGUAGGCCUCCUGGUGGGGGCGGCACCGACCUAAGGGGGCAGCAGUGGUUCGGGAUCCCUUGUUCUGAUGAAUGUAUUCCUCUCAGUGGACAGCGGCCAUUUACAAUCUCAUCUCAAAAAUGACGUACACUGAUUCUUCUUUUAUGUCCUAUUCUUCUCACAUUUGUGACAUUUCCACAUAGUUCCAAAAUGGCAGCAGAGACUCCAAGUGAUGCUCAACUUCAUGGAUGGAGCUCAAACACUUAGCCAGUUUUGCCUUUUUGCUGUUCUUUAUUUUAUUAUUAUUUUAGUUUUUGUUGUUUUUUCUUGUGAGAAUUAAGAUGUAGAAUGAAGAUGUGGUUGAAAAAAAUGACCUUGAAAACACUGCAGAAGAAUGGUUAGAGAGGAUUGGUGACUUGUAUGAUUAGACUAAUUUAGUCAAGAGGUUUAUAUAGUGUAUUAAAUUAAGUUUUAUUUUUCUGUAUAGAUUCAUUUUAAUUAUUGUAGAUGAUUAUCUUAGUAGCAAGAAGAAGAAAAGAAUUCUAAAAGUGUGAAAGAGGCACUUUUUAAAUAAUUUUAACAGUGAUGGUUGUAUUCUUUCUGAGAAGAUUCUUCUAUUAACAUGAAUAAUGGAUUAUACUUUGGUCCUUUUAGUUUCAGAAGAAGAUCUCAAAAUCAUAUAUGGUUUGAAAAUGAAUUUCAGAGAUUGUACAUACCAAUAAGUAAAACAUUGUCUUUCCUAUUUAUUUUAUUCUUUAGGGUUUGAUUCCCCGUCUGGUCACAACUGCCUCUCAAAGCAGAGAAGGUUUUAUUUUUUUUCGUUGUGUAGUGUUUCCGUAUAGUUUUUGGGGAAGUGGAGUGGGAGCCUUUACGAUCUGAUGUUCUGGUACGAUGCAGACGGGUGAGGGGGGGGGGGGGGGUGUGCUGUGUAUACAGUGUACAGAUUAUCGCUUGCUUCUCUGCCUUUAGCAUAGAAACGCCACAAAAAAAAGAGGGGAAAAAAACAUGUACAAGUUCAACACAGCCAUACAAUAACUCAACAAAAACAACAACAGAUGUGUGCUUUCUAUGUUGUCUGGAGUGAAAAGUGCUUCAUACAAGCUGCUAGGUGCAAACUGUUCUGGUGUGAUGUAAACGAGCAAUAACGAUUACUUGAGAAUCUCUUAGGUUUUUUUGUUGGUUUUUUUUGUCUUUUUGUUUUUGUAAUUUUUGUACAGUUUCCUGAAUAAAAAGGACACGUCUUUGCUCCACGUUUGGGUGCAGUAUUAAACACCGUUUUUUAUUGCAGUUUGUACCAAGAAAGUCGAGAUCCACACGCAGCGUUCCUAAUAGAUUAUGCAGCAUUGGCUGAGGCCGGCAGAGGGAAGUCGUUUGUGGUCCCCUUGUUGACACACGCCCUCUCUGCCUCCAGCCACUCGUCCAGAGCAGAGGUCAGAGUUAAGACGGCAUGGUUCAUGAGACCUGCUCUGACGGACAUUUAGCCAUAUUGUAUGACCUCAGGCACUUAGUUCAACUAUAAAGUGUUCCGUAAUGACUUGCUAUUCUUGUGCCCCUGAAGGGGCUCGGUUUGACCUUCACAAGAUGUUAAGCAAGUCAUCUUCUCUAACCUCAAAAGUACAUUUUCCUCAACAACAAAAAAGCGCACACCUUUUUAUAACUAUUUUAACCCAGGACAGACUUGGAGCAAGCCAAAUAAUCCUCACCUUUUUCAAUUGGAUUUCUGAAUUCUACCAGCUUUUAUUUUUAAAGUGAGACGACUUGUUGGUUAGCAUGCUUUGAGGCCCACGGAAAACAAGGAAUUAAUGAUGUCACUUAACAGGGUCCUAAUGUAGAAGUUGCAGCGUAAAACAAGGAGAGUCAUUCUGAAUGUAUUGUCAUGGAAGGCCUGAGGAUGUGACUGAUGGUGUUUAUCUCAACAUGUUGACAAUGUGGUGUUGUACAGUUGUACCUUGCUCUUCUCAGCAUUUCCAUAGGAAGUUGCCUGUUGUUGCUUCUUUUUGCUUCUUGUGUAAAUGGAAUUUGAAGCUGUAGCAAGUCAACUCUGGGUCAGACGUCUGCGUUCAUGUUGUGACUGUCAUCAUGGCUGACGUCCUGCAGUUGCCUUGCUGCGGGCAGACAGGAGAUCACUCUUUCAUUUGUUGAUAGAUGCUGUUUUGAUUGUAUCAUACAGUUGUGCAAAACAAGCCUUUUCGAGCCAUUUUAAAGAAUGAUUCACAGCCCUCUGCAAAUUUCCAAAGAUUGUCAAGAUUUUGAAAAGAUUUAAAGCCAUGUGGUAGCAAUGCAUUUUUUAGCAUUUAUAAUGAGGACGGGAGCAAAUAAAUGAUUUUGCCCCUUUACAAAUAUCCAGGCCUUUGACCCACUAAACAAAAGAAAUAUGUUGUUCUCUUUUAACUUAUGGUUUUGAAGAACUUUAAAUGCCCUUUUGUAUUGUCUGCCAAUUUCUUAGAGCUAAGAUGCAACCUUGAAAUGCUAAGAGCCCUAGCAUAAUGCCUUAGAUUUUGUCCGUUCUCGUUCUUGUACAUUACACCGCUGUCUGUAUAAAUUUGUAUUAUGACUUGUGUACAAUAUUGAAUGGGUGCAUCAUCGCUCGACUCUUCGCAGUUGCUGGAGACUCGGUCGCAGUUGAACUGUCCCUCACCAUUGCUCUCUGUUCUGUGUUGGAGUCAUUUCAUUUCCCCCCUCACUGUCUGUAUGGAAAAGAUAAUGCAUAGGGAUAUUGAAGCAAUAUGUAAUAUACUAUAUGGACUUUCUGAGGAAAGCUUACUGUUGUGUUCCCCCCCCAGAUUUUUUUUUCUGCAUUGUUCACAGGAAUCACACUGUAUACCUGCAUCCACCUUUGUAACCCAGUGUGUGUGAGCGUUUUAUGCAAAAUUAGAUAUACAAGAGAAGUUAAAACUACAGUUAUGCAAGUUGUGAACUAAUAUGGCUUCGCUGAUGCUAUUUGCCUUGUAAAUAAAGAAUUCUGUUAUUGCAGUA
Pseudoliparis swirei is the source of this 8130-nucleotide messenger RNA. It is a transcript of the gene ncoa2, whose product is annotated as nuclear receptor coactivator 2. Gene Ontology annotation, cellular component: nucleus. NCBI's taxonomy places the organism in Eukaryota, Metazoa, Chordata, Actinopteri, Perciformes, Liparidae. The record is from RefSeq and is a predicted model, not a curated record. Gene Ontology annotation, molecular function: protein dimerization activity; nuclear receptor binding. Gene Ontology annotation, biological process: positive regulation of transcription by RNA polymerase II; cellular response to hormone stimulus. The transcript is spliced from 22 exons. The coding region runs from base 231 to 4841 and encodes 1536 amino acids.